CCUCCACUUUCUCUUUUCCUCUUAAAUAUUACCCUCACGCACUCGGAAAAUAUCAAAAAUACCCCUCUCCGUUCUCGUUCCUCAUGUACCGAAUCUCCCUCGACCUCGCCGUAAAGGUGCAACGCGGAGAGUCCCGCUCCCGAGCAAAUUAAGAAAAACCCAGGGGCUUCUCCGCAAAAUAUCCGCCCUCUUCCGCUUCCCCUCACCUCCACGGUGAGCGAGAAGAGGUAGAGCCACCGCGCGAUGAUCCCGUACGCGAGCGCGGCGGAGGCGGAGGCCGCGCUCGGGCGUAACCUCACCGCGGCGGAGGCGCUCUGGUUCCGGUACUCCGCGCGGGUCCCCGAUUACCUCCUAUUUUACCACAACAUCCUCUUCCUCUUCGUCGUCUUCACCUUGGCCCCUCUCCCCUUAGCGCUCCUCGAGCUCCGAGCGCCAUGGACGAUCUCGCCCUACAAGCUCCAGCCCAAGAUACGCCUCCCCCGCGCCUCCUUCCUCCAAUGCUACAAGGACGUCAUGCGCGCCUUCGUCUUCGUCGUCGGGCCCCUCCAGCUCUCCUCCUACCCCUCCGUCAAGUUGGUGGGGAUUCGGACCGGAUUGCCACUGCCGUCACUGGGCGAGAUGGUGGCGCAGCUGGUGGUUUACUUCUUGAUCGAGGAUUACGGGAACUACUGGAUCCACCGGCUGCUUCACGGCCGGUGGGGGUACGAAAAGAUCCACCGCGUCCACCACGAGUUCACAGCACCAAUCGGGUUUGCUGCCCCCUAUGCGCACUGGGCUGAGGUCCUUAUUCUUGGGAUCCCGUCCUUCGCUGGCCCGGCCAUAGCUCCGGGCCACAUGAUCACCUUCUGGCUCUGGAUCAUCCUCCGCCAGGCGGAGGCCAUUGAGACUCACUGUGGGUAUGAUUUUCCUUUUAGCCCCACCAAGUAUAUUCCCUUCUACGGUGGAGCGGAAUAUCAUGAUUAUCACCACUAUGUAGGAGGCCAGAGCCAAAGUAACUUUGCUUCUGUGUUCACAUAUUGUGAUCACCUGUAUGGAACUGACAAAGGCUACAGAUAUCAUAGGGCACAAAUGGCAAAGUUGAGGGAACAGUGGACAACGAGCGACCAAAAUGGAGGAACCGAUGCUACGAACAACAACAAGAAAUCCGACUAAGAGUAGCUUUUUUCCAGAUCUGUGGCUCGACAAAAUUACGUAUUACAAUGGUCCUUCUUGUUUAUGUAGCUGAGCUUGUGCUUUGUCAAUCUAACACGUCUCUGCAGUGCCUAAAGGAGACUUAUCUCCUCGCUUUUUUAGCCUGUGCUUUUGCGUUGUUUGCUAAUUGACGUGUUUAUGAGGUUAAAAUUCAGUGUAGCUAACUCUGUUCAACUGCCCGAAACAUUCAGUGUUCUCCCUUCA
This is a messenger RNA of Ananas comosus (pineapple), 1395 nucleotides long. Its product is annotated as methylsterol monooxygenase 1-1-like. Gene Ontology annotation, molecular function: iron ion binding; C-4 methylsterol oxidase activity. NCBI's taxonomy places the organism in Eukaryota, Viridiplantae, Streptophyta, Magnoliopsida, Poales, Bromeliaceae. The transcript has 5 exons. The record is from RefSeq and is a predicted model, not a curated record. The coding region runs from base 244 to 1152 and encodes 302 amino acids. Gene Ontology annotation, biological process: sterol biosynthetic process.